AGUACUUUUUUCUUUUUGCGUAGAGAAAGAACAUUUCUGCUCACAUAUUAGUGAAUGAGGCCCAAUGGACUCGUUUAAGUGUCAAACACAACCAUCUAACUACUGCAGUUGUGUCUGGUUGUUGAGCUAUGACAUGUAAAGUGAUGCUUGCAGAGUUUAAAGUAGACUUCCUGAUCCGAUGCUUUAACAGUGACACCAUCAGACUCUUUGUUAUUGUGUCAACAGGCUUGAAGCUGAUUAGGAUUAAUCCACAGUCUAUGUGCAAGACUCCAGAUUAAACCUGAAACACUUUUCUCCUUCUGAAAAGAGCAAAUCAACCACAUCUGUCAGUCCACCUGGAGACUUGAGUCCAAAACAAAAACCUACAGUAGUAGAAGAUUGUUCAAGGUUGGUCAGUUGCACUGUUUUCAUAGUAGAGGAGGAAGUUUUAGUCCUGUUUUGAAUGAAUUAGUAUUUUCCACCUGCUUGUAUUCCUCUUCCUGAAAACACAAGACUGUACAAUGGAGCCAGUGUUGCAUCUUUUGACAACUUGACAUGACGUGUUUAAAUGUGAGCUUCAUCCAACAGAGACAAACAGCUGAAAUCAAAUAUCAGUUUCAUCCAACAGAGCAAAGAUGCAGUGGAGUCUGCUCAUUGUGAUGGGUCAGUGUUACUUCAUCACAUGUCAACUCUACCAGUACCACUAUAUUGAAGAUACAAAGACCUGGACAGAAGCUCAGGAGUACUGCAGAGAACAUUACACUGAUCUGGCCACAGUGUCUAACAUGACAGACAUGAAGAGACUCCUUGAAGAAUCUACAGGGAGAGAAACUGAAGCCUGGAUUGGACUGAACAACAGAACAGAUGUCAACAGGACAUGGCACUGGUCUCUACCUGGAGUGGAGUUUAAAGAUGAUGUAACAAGAUGGGCUAAUGGUGAACCAAAUGAUUUAGGUGGUCUGGAGAACUGUGGAUUUAUAAUAAAUAAUGCACUGCUGAGAGAUGUGUCUUGUAAAUACAAACUUCUUUUCAUCUGCUAUGAUGAAAGUGGAUCCACAAAGAUCCAUUUGAUUAAUGAAACGAAGAACUGGAUUGAUGCUCAGAAAUACUGCAGAGAUCAUCACACAGACCUGGUCAGUGGAUUCAACCAGUUACAUCAAGUAGAUAAAGGAGGACUCAGUGUUAACACAUACUAUUGGGUCGGCCUGUUCAGAGACACCUGGAGGUGGUCAGAUGGGAACAGUUCCUCUUUCAGACACUGGGAUCAGACUCUGUCACCAGGAGACAAAUGUGCAGUGACCAUGUUGAAUGAAGGAGGAAGAUGGAAGAACGCCAACUGUACUGACCAAAAACCUUUCUUCUGUUAUGAUGGACAAUAUCGCUCAGAGCCUCCUGUGAACCGGGUCCUUGACUUCGGCGGCUACCGACGUCACGGUGUUGUCCCUCAGCACCUCAACCACACUGACCUAGAGCGCCAUUCUUCUAUACCAAUGAUGCUGCAGACAUCACUGUGGUCUUAA
Mugil cephalus (flathead mullet) is the source of this 1499-nucleotide messenger RNA. RefSeq names its product macrophage mannose receptor 1-like. Bases 615 to 1499 code for a protein of 294 amino acids. The transcript has 4 exons. The record is from RefSeq and is a predicted model, not a curated record. NCBI's taxonomy places the organism in Eukaryota, Metazoa, Chordata, Actinopteri, Mugiliformes, Mugilidae.